Lolium perenne is the source of this 2151-nucleotide messenger RNA. RefSeq lists its product as uncharacterized. The record is from RefSeq and is a predicted model, not a curated record. Lineage: Eukaryota; Viridiplantae; Streptophyta; Magnoliopsida; Poales; Poaceae.
UCUGGUACUGGGUUUAUCUCCUUUUUAUCGUAUGUAUACUGAACUGAAAGUAGGUGAUCAUAUUUGCCCCUUUAGCAUGCUGUUUGGCUGUUCUCGUCAGUAGUAUUGUCACUCGUACAGGAAUACUGAUGCACCAUUAUGCAUUGACUGAUACUAAUGAGCCUUGGCACUGUGGAGUUUGUUAUGCGCUUGUUGGGAGAUUUUUGGCAUCCAAUUGAACGUGACAUGCCUUGUCUGGUGACACAUAACAUGAGGGUUCGUCUGAUUGCUUUUAAUGUUUAGAUGACCCACAUGAAACUCUGUUAUGCUAUUUAAUUAGCCAGUAGUUUUCCCUUUCAUAUUUGGAGACCUCUGUUGAAGUCCAAACUUUUCUUAGCUCGACGCUGUCUGAAUGUAUUGUGACUUUGUGAGCGUUUCUGGCUGAUCAUUCCAUUUAGUUUCUUCUUUCCUUGUCGACCAUGCAGAGUUAACCAGGUUGUAGCGGGCAUGCUGUCCAACUGAUUAAUCAAAUAAUGGACAAUGAUGUAUCAGGAUUGGCUGGCUUUCCUUGAAGGAUAUCCUUCGCCUGUAAGUUUCCUGCUGCAACUUGCGAGCUGUACCUGUACAUGUCAUGGCGUGGAUUGUUGAUUUGAACCUCGAGCCAAUGAGUUGAACGCAAGUGACAAACCGUCGCAACUGCGAACUACCUGACGACGACUUCAUCUCCAUCCUAGUAGUUCGUUGUGCUUUUCAGUUGGAAAAGGACCGCCUUUAAAUGCUGACUGACCAAGAGACGCUGCGAGCUCACAUCCAGGAAGAGUUUUCCUCAAAAUGGAGAUAUGAAUAAGAGCUACUCCAGUUGUUAGUAGCGGAAGUCAAUUUCGGAGAAUUGUUGUAUGCACUGAAGCUACCGUUGCAAAUAUACGAGUACUAGGAUUACAUGUAAACACAGAGCACAAGUGCACGCAGGCACGGUGCACACAUCGUUUUCAUUCGGCGGGUCGACGCCGCCAUCAGAGAAGUUAUUCAUCGUUUUCGUGGUUCAGUUUCUCUCGUGCUUGUUGUUAGUCUCAUCUGUCCGUGGUCUAACGAUGACACAUCAAGUUUAGCUGACUGUCCAGUGUCUAGUACCCUACCAUAUGAGAGACGGCACUGUCAGUACACGGUACACCUGGCCUGUCCUCCCGAUCGCCCUGUGAAGAAAUAGUUGCGCUACAGUCAUGCAAGUGACCUGACCUACCUUACGGCCGCAAUGCGCCAUUGUCGUGCUCAACUGAAGCACCAUCAGGCAUCCCAGAAAUUUUGCGAGGUUCCAUCACGAAACCUACAAGCCAUGCUACUGCUACCCUUGCUGUUCCGUCCACGGCUCACGCCUCACGCCACCAUGAGCUCUCAUCUCCACGCUUUUGAUGUUCACCGCAGUUAGGCAGCUCACGCAGAUGGUUUCCUUACUGAUGACCUGAUCGCCUAUUUAAGAUUACAGUGUCACCAUGAGCUCAUCUGCAGCGGUAAAUAUACUGUAACAUCAGAGUGACAGAGAGUGAGUGAGUGAGUGACAGGCAGCUAGCAUGAAGACGUCCUGCUUCCUGCUGGUGCUCCUGCUCGCCGUGGCCACGGGGAGCAGGCUCUCGCUGGCCGCCCGCGAGGGCGGCAGCCUGGGCCGCGAGCUCGGCGAGCUCUUCGCCAAGGCCGGCAACUUCCUCACCUCGGCGGGCCGCGCGGGAGCGGACGGGUGGCACUCCGCCGCGGUGACGACGGAGGUGGAUGCGUCGGCGACGUCGACCCUGAUGAGGCACGGCCACGGCGCCCGGGUGGGGGCGCGGAAGCGGCUGAAGAAGGCGUCGGUGAACUGCAUCCCGGCGGACAUGUGCCGGAAGAAGAAGGUGCUGUGCGGGAAGCGGUGCUACAGGACGUCCUCGCACGCCGCCGGCGCCGGGGCUGGCGUCGAUCACAUCCCCUCGAACCGGUGCGUCGUCCGGUGCAAGAAGUGCGUGCCCACCUGCUAGAUACCCCGGCCGUGCGUUGCACGGGGCUCAUGGUCGCGCCAUCCCUUCCUGUUUGAUCGGGCCGUUCCUCGUCGUGUCGUGAUCGAUCCAUGUUAGCUUCCUUUGAUUUCCUUAGGGUUCAUGCAUCAGUUGAAUAAACAGGGCAAGCCUCUCGUGCCCUCGUGCA